Molecule: messenger RNA, 525 nt
Organism: Pyrenophora tritici-repentis Pt-1C-BFP
Lineage: Eukaryota; Fungi; Ascomycota; Dothideomycetes; Pleosporales; Pleosporaceae
Source: RefSeq, a predicted model, not a curated record
AUGGAGCUUUAUUACACCAAAAACCACUUCGUCGUCCAAGUAGUGCGAAACUUGAAUCCGAUGUUCAGGUUAUCAUACCCAAACCCUAUGGUUGGACACUGGAUCCAGAAUCUCACCUUGAAGCUUAACUUCUUGUCGUAUGAUAACGGUGGCUUUGGGCAGCGUAACAUCUCUUCCCGCAGUGGCCAGUGGAAGUUUCUGCUCAACGGUUUCGAUCCCGAUGAAAAGUGUGCCCUGAGCGCCGAAUGGUACAACAAGCUGAGCUUGAAGAAUCUCAAAGUCAUCCUAUACCUCAAUGACAAAACCUGCUUCAUGAAGGGGCGCUUGAAGAAUCUCCCUCUGGAUCACUGUCGUCGGAUUGCUAGGUUGGGUUUCGAAUGCACGAGCAUUGCUACCAAAGCGAAGAACUAUACCUUCGAGGUUACGGGUAUACAGUGUAUGACACAGAAUGGAUCUUCGUUUUGUCAUGGGGCUUGUUCAAAGAUUAUCGUGGACGUUCUUGGGGACAUGGUGCCGACUGAGUAG